Molecule: messenger RNA, 2642 nt
Organism: Lucilia sericata (common green bottle fly)
Lineage: Eukaryota; Metazoa; Arthropoda; Insecta; Diptera; Calliphoridae
Product: sialin-like
Exons: 7
Coding region: 716-2317 (533 amino acids)
Biological process (GO): transmembrane transport; monoatomic anion transport
Cellular component (GO): plasma membrane
Molecular function (GO): transmembrane transporter activity
Source: RefSeq, a predicted model, not a curated record
CAUUCUACUCUAGUUAUUCUGACUGACUGGCUGGCCGGCUGCUAUAACUACGAUCAUUCCGAUCAUUCGCAGCAGUUAAGGUCGUCUGAGUAGAAGUAUAUUUUUAAUUUCAUUUAUUAUUUUCUUAUUUUUUUCAUACGGGAAAGAAAACAAAAGUUUUAUUCAGCUGAGUUCUGUGCACUUUUGUUUAGUUCAGCUGACUAGUAUAAACAUAUUUACUUUAGCUGUUAUAUUUCUUGUAUUAAAUAAUUACAGUUAAACUUUCGUUUACUUUUUUAAUUAAAAAAAGUUUUAAAUAUAACUGUCUAUUGCGGGCAUAGAAUCGUUCGUCAUUGAUUCAACUAAUCAUCUUUCGAACACGUGAGAGUGGCCGGAGGAGCGGCAGAGUGUUGGAGAAAAAAAUCUCAACUUAACAGAGGAUCAAUUUCAUCCAUCAACAAUAAUUUGUAAAAAAAAGAUUAAAAUAUUGCGGUUUUUGUUAAACGUAGUGCUUUUGAAGUGUUUUCACAAAAUUUGAAAAAAGUAAACAAAACAACAUCAACAACAUCAACUGAAAAGAAAAUGUUUACUUCGUCGCAUUUGUUAAUGUAAAUGCUGGUUCCUGUAAAAUCAUCUCUAAAAUUCUUCUACUACUGAGAAGAUAUUGUGAUAAAUACGUCAUUUGUUUCUUAUUUAUUUUAUUUCAAUCAGUAGAUAAAUUAAAAAGACAAUAAAAAUGACUAGUGUACAAGCUCGAACUGUUUUAUGGUAUUUGACAUUUGUGGGAUUUGCUGUCAAUUACAUGAUCCGCAUAAAUCUCAAUAUAACCAUUGUUGAAAUGGUAGUGACCAGCGGUAAAUCGUUAAAACAACCGGUGGCGUUAUCAAACGAUGAUACAAUAUUAGCAGCCGUUAAUGGCAGUAAGUUGUUGACACAUACUGAUGAUAACAAUCGGAGCACUGUAGCUCCUGGUCUUGUACAUAAAGGCAGUAAAUAUUCUUUAGAGAAACAUCUAUUCAAUUUGACAAAUAUUGAGUAUGAAAGUGAGGGUUUCCACUGGAAUGAAUAUCAACAGGGUUUGGUGUUGGGUUCAUUUUUCUGGGCCCAUUGGAUUACUCAAAUACCGGGUGGUAUUUUGGCCAAAAAAUAUGGCACCAAAUUGGUAUUUGGCCUUUCGAAUGCCAUUGGUUGUUGGAUGUGCUUUUUAAUGCCCAUGGCUUCGUAUUGGGAUUAUAGAGCUUUGAUUUGGUUGCGUAUUAUACAAGGUCUAAUAACAGGUUUGGCUUGGCCGGCCAUGCAUGUUCUAACCGCCAAAUGGAUACCCCCCAAUGAGAGAAGUAAAUUUGUUACUGCCUAUUUGGGUAGUUCUGUGGGCAUAGCAUUGUUUUAUCCCCUUUUCGGUUAUAUGAUGCAUUGGGCUUCUUGGGAAUGGGUGUAUCAUGUUUGUGGUAUUUUGGGCACAUGUUGGUGGUUGGGUUGGCUAUUUUUCGUAUACGAUAGUCCAGCUCAACAUCCACGUAUAAGCGAUACAGAAUUGAGAUAUAUAGAAAAGAGUCUAGGAUCUUCGGUUCAAACAACAAAUGCACAAGCUCAAGGUACACCCUGGAGGUCGAUUUUAACAUCAAGACCAGUCUGGAUGAAUGUCAUAGCACAAUGGGGUGGCAUUUGGGGUCUUUUUACACUAAUGACACAAGCUCCCACUUACUUUAGAGUUAUACAUAAUUGGAAUAUUAGAGCGACUGGAGUACUCUCAGGUUUACCACACUUAAUGCGCAUGCUGUUUGCCUAUGGUUUCUCGCUAUUUGCCGAUUAUUUAUUGAAAUCGAAUAAAAUGAGUCGCACAAAUUUAAGAAAAUUGGCCACAGCUAUAUGUUGUAUUGUAAAGGGUCUAGUUGUGGUUGCCUUGGCCUAUUUUGGUCAUAAUUCUACAGCUGCCAUUAUAUUUUUAACCGUAGCCACCAUGUUUCAUGGAGCUGUUUCCUCCGGACCCUUAGCCUCUAUAGUGGACAUAGCACCCAACUAUGCUGGCAUUGUUUUGGGCAUAAGUGGCAUGAUUGGUGUGCUGCCCGGUUUUAUAUCGCCUUAUAUAGUGGGAAUUUUAACUUUAGGAAAUCAAACGUUUGAAUCUUGGAAGCAUGUCUUCCUUAUAUCAGCUACCAUGUUAAUUGGUGCUGGUGUUUUGUAUGUGUGUUUUGCUGACUCAACUCUACAAGACUGGAAUGGUCAUUCACCUAAAUCGACCGAUAAGGAAUUGCAAUUGUUAAAUGAAGAAAUUAUGCACAAAGAACCUGAAAAGAAGCCACUAGAAGAAGAAAGUAAAAAAGCUCUUAAGAAAUAAGCAAAACAUACAAGUCUACAAAUUGCCUACACCCUUUUUUAUUAACGGUUAAUUUGGCCUAUUAACUUUAAAUUUGUAUUUUAUUUUAUAUAGUAGUUAUACAUUAUAAUUUAAAUAUUUGUUUUUUUGUUUUGUUUGACAUCUUUUAGCUAAUAUUUGUUGAAGAUGAUAAUAAUAUAGUCAACUGUUAAGGUCCAAUGUGAUAUAUAGAAAUGUACAUUUUAUAUACAUAUUUACUUAAGAAAGUGAGAGAAGAAAGAAAAAAAUGUCAUAGUCAUUCCUACACAAUACUAACGAAUUUAAAAUAAAGAUUUAUUAAAUACUA